UGAUGCAACACAGCUAAAGACUGCAAUGAUUUUUGAAACACUUGUGUAUACAUCCUGAGAUGUGUAGGCUCUGCACCGGAAGGCUGAGUUUUUAUUGCUCAUGGGAAACUGAAAGUUAAAGAUUCAGUCAGACUGAGAGGAGAGGAGAGGCUCCACUGUGUUUUACAGAACGCUACGAUUGUUAGCAGGCAGAUUAGAGCAGCUAUGGAGAUGGAGCUUCUUUUACUGCUGACCAUCUGCCUUCUGAUGUUUAGUGGAAAAACGUUUGGUAAUGAAACUGGUCAUGUCAAGAUUACCAUCAAAGAAGAUGAGGAUGUCAUCCUACCUUGCUCUCUCAAAACACUUCAUGAAGAUGACAAAUCAAAUUUUGACUGGAAAAUGGAUGACAAGGAUGUAUUAUUAUAUGAGAGUGGCACAGUUAACCCUUCCACUCAACAUGAUCAGUUUAGAGGUCGGGUCUCUCAUUUUCGAAAUGGGGCAAUAUCCGAAAAUGCUUCAAUAAAAAUAAUAAAAGCAAAGGUGUCCGACAGUGGACAAUACACCUGCAUUGACAUUAACCAAAGUCCUCCAGAGAAUCUUAACCAAGUUGUGCUUACUGUUGAAUACAUCUUAAAGAACAGAGCAGGAGAAGAGACAGCUGGUGCAUAUGCAAAACCAUCAGUCAGAACAGUCAAUGAAACUCAUGACUGGGCACUGCUGAUGUGUAAAGUUCUUGAUGCUUCUCCUAAACCCACUGUAGUGUGGUACGACAGUGCUGGAAACAAGGUUUCUGAUAAAGAACCGCAGGUCAUUCAAAAACAAAACCACUAUGAUGUGAUCCUGGAGACCACAGUGACCAAGACAGACCACUAUACCUGUGUAGCCACACAGGAGGAACUACACCAUCAGGCUAACGAAACUACGUAUCAACAUUUUGGAGGAGUCAUUAUAACGGUUUCAAUAGUCGACCAUACUGAUGACUGGGCACUGCUGAGGUGUAUAGUUCGUAGUGGUCUUCCUAAAACCACUGUAGUCUGGCACAACAGUGCUGGAAACAAGGUUUCUGUUAAAGAACCAGACAUCAUUGAAAAAGGAGGCUCCUAUAAUCUCAUCUUGGAGACCAAAGUGACCAAGACAGACCGCUAUUCCUGCAUAGCCACACAGGAGAACAGUAAUCAUCAAGAUAUUGAAACUACAUUUGUAUAUGUCAGGGGUAAAGGAAUCUCAGUUACUCCCAGUUUGGUCCUCAUUGGAAUUACCCUUGGAGUUCUUACUGGAGUUUAAGUACUACUACUACAAAAAAACUCUUCAGGUAAGACAGAUGGCAAGACCAAUGUCCCAACAACCAAAUGACGGGGAGCUGAAACAACCAAAGCCUCUAAGCUAAGCAAGGGAUGAGGAUUAGUUGAUGUUUUUCUCAAUAAAAAGAAUUGAUAUCCAUUUUACAUCAUUUGAUGUUUAAGAAAUAUAAACAAAGAUACAUUCUCCUAAAAUGUUUUAGGACAUUUAAAAAAUGUCCCAGUCAGUACUAUCACGUCAAGAUUUUCUUAACACACUAUAAAUAAUCAACACUUGAACAUGUGAGAUCAAACAGGAGUUACUCCAAUCCAAAAAAAAUUGCUUUUUGUAUUAAAAAUUCUAAUUUAAAAACCAAAUCAAACUAAGAUCAUGAUUGCAUGUGGUUUUGUUUCCCAUAGAUUUCCUCAAACAUUUAUAUUUCCUAUUGAAGAACAUAUUGUAAAAGUAUUAUUGAAAGUAGUAAAACCUUUUUGUGAUUUAAGCCUUCAUCUCUCUGAUACAACAUUAGCUACUCGUGUGACAAAUUGAUCAUCAGAGGCAGAACAGAUUGUUAGCUUCUAUUAAAUUAAACCCAGUGUCUCAGACUAAGAUUUUGUAAAAUCUAUAUUUACUGUUUCAACAAAGUUAUUUUCUCCAGUACUACCUGUCACUGCUGCAGGAUUUUAUGAUAAUAUUGAGAUGUUUUCACAACCCAGAUUCAGUAGCAGUUAGGAUUAGGCUUAGUGAAUUACAGGGAGGACAGCUUUAUGUUUGUUUGUUGUGGCUGGUGUUCAUUUUGACAAUGUACAAUCACCACAGAAUUAUGAUUAGCUGUAUAUUUUUGUUAAAAAUCUGAUUUUUACUCAUUUAUGUAUAAACCUUUUAAUUUCUUUCCAUUGUGUUUGUAUUUUAUGUUGAAUACUGAUUUUAUUGUGUUCUUCUUAAACUUUUUAGUGCCUCUGAAAAUCAUGAUUUAAAAGAAAUUAGUUGCUAUAACUGGUGGCCUUGUUAAAAAUUAAGCCUAAAAAAUUAUAAUUUUUAACUGAAAGGAAGCUCAUGAAAAUGUUAUCCAUGUGUACCAUGUAUGUCUUAAAAUCUAUUUUAUGAACCGUUCUUUGUCUUCCUUGCUACAUUAUUUUAGUCAGUUUUUGCUUUUAACUGAUUUUGUUUUGGAUUGUUUAAAUCAACUAAGAUCUGUUUUUGCUCCCACCACCAAUUCUGCCUUAACUUUCCAUAACUGCUGUGAGGUAAUUUCUUACCAAGAUGAAGACAAAUUGCUUUAAAAUGCUGGGAUGAUUGCUACACAGCUGAAUUACAUCUUAACGUGUCCAGAAGUGUUAAAGUGAAUUUACUGCGCAACAAGAGAAUGUAAUGUAA
Fundulus heteroclitus (mummichog) is the source of this 2634-nucleotide messenger RNA. RefSeq names its product protein turtle. NCBI's taxonomy places the organism in Eukaryota, Metazoa, Chordata, Actinopteri, Cyprinodontiformes, Fundulidae. The transcript has 9 exons. The coding region runs from base 205 to 1263 and encodes 352 amino acids. The record is from RefSeq and is a predicted model, not a curated record.